Auanema sp. JU1783 is the source of this 1005-nucleotide messenger RNA. The record is from the annotation of a GenBank genome assembly. Lineage: Eukaryota; Metazoa; Nematoda; Chromadorea; Rhabditida; Rhabditidae.
AUGGCUAGACAUUUCGAUUACGAAUGUGACAUCUGCAGCGAUUUCUUUGACGAUGAUGAUAGAAGACCUCUGAUCGGUAGUUGUGGUCAUACAGUCUGCAUGACUUGUGUCGACAAUUUGAGAAGUCUCAAUGGUUCACCGACCACAAAAUGCCCCGUUUGCAACACUUCUCAUGCUUUCAAAAUAAAAGUUGUCAAUUUCCAAUUAGUUGAAUUUAUGAAAAGAUCGAAGUCAGAAGUUGAAAAAGAUAAUUCGACAAGCACAACAGAAUGUUCUUCUAAAAACGAAAAGAAUGAUAAAAAAUUGGAAUGCAGUAGCUGUUCAAUGGUAACGCAAGAGUCGCGAAUGGCUGUUUGUGAGACUUGUGGAAUCGGCUCAAAAGUGUUAGAAGUCGAUAAAAAUGGCUCGACAAUCAUUUGUAAUCAGUUGAAACUGAAAAAGGUGGUUCUAUGCGGAUGUUGCAUUUUUGAAAAACAUAAAAACCACGUGACAGUUGGCUUACUGUCCGUUGAACUUGACACACUAGCUAAGGAAUUUCAUGACAAUUGCACAGCCAGUAUCGAAGUUAAGCAGAGCAAUAACAUGGGAUAUUGGAUGCAGUCUGCUGUCGACGAGAUUUGCGAGAAUUUACGAAAGAUGUCGAAUAAGGAAGACGCCAAAUUAGUAGCGGAUUCUAUGAUUAAAAUCAUUCAAUAUACGAAGCCAAUUUCGGCAAUUAUAAAGGCAUGCGAAGAAGAGUAUGAACGUCGUGUUAAGAUGUCAAGUCUAUGGCUAGAUGUAAUGAGCAAAUUCUUAACAAAUGAAAAUUCGUCCACUUAUUCCUCUAAAUGGACAGAGAUGAGGAAGGUUUUAGAAGAAGUGAUCGAUAAUUUAGAAGAAAAUUCUGAAGCUGUCGAUGGAAAACAAUGGGAUCACAUUCUAAAUCUGAUACUCCAUGAGAAGAAUCAUCCACUUCCCCGACCUCCUUAUAGUGAAGCUUCCUAUUCGCAAUACUCUCAUUAUUAA